Messenger RNA from Antechinus flavipes (yellow-footed antechinus), 2784 nucleotides. RefSeq names its product nuclear RNA export factor 1 (gene NXF1). The record is from RefSeq and is a predicted model, not a curated record. Gene Ontology annotation, molecular function: RNA binding; protein binding. The coding region runs from base 272 to 2239 and encodes 655 amino acids. Gene Ontology annotation, cellular component: nucleus; cytoplasm. The transcript has 21 exons. Lineage: Eukaryota; Metazoa; Chordata; Mammalia; Dasyuromorphia; Dasyuridae. Gene Ontology annotation, biological process: poly(A)+ mRNA export from nucleus.
ACGCGUGGCCUCUUGUGCGUGUUUUCUUGUCGCAUCUUUGGUGCGGUCUGAAUCUCCGCGAGGGGCCCGAGUCCGGGGGCACAGCAUCCAGCCAGCGGGGAGAAGACCGCGGCUUGGCUUGGAAGGGGAGGGGGCCCGGCGCGGCCCAACCCGCCUAAACCGCCUGUGGGAGAUGGAGGCUAAGCGCCGCGAGGAGCUGGCGUAGAAGCUGGUCUUGCGGAGGGCCCUCGGACCUAGGCCGGUGCCCCCACGACUCCCUCGGGGGUCCGCGAUGGCAGACACCGGGAGAUGGGACUCCCACGGCAGUUCUUGGCAGGGGGUCCGUAGGGAAAGGGUCCUGAGAAUUGCAGAGCACGAUGACCGCGUUGGGGGUAGUUUCCCCCAAAGACGGAAGAAAGGCCGGGGCCCCUUCCGAUGGAAAUAUGGUGAGACUAAUUCCCGGCCCCGGAACCGUGGCGGCCCUGGUCCCCGAGCCCCACGCCUGGAGGAGGAUGACGGCGAUGUGGCCAUGAGUGACGCCCAGGAUGGCCCCCGAUCCCGGUACGCACCUUACAACUCACGACCUAACCGGAGGGGAGGAGACAACUGGCACGAUCGAGACAGGAUUCAUGUCACCGUGCGCCGAGACAGGCCCGGCCAGGACAGAGGAAGCACCCCUGGCUCCAGCCUGGACGCAGCCUCCAAAAACUGGUUCAGGAUCACAAUCCCUUAUGGCCGGAAGUAUGACAAGACGUGGCUGCUGAACUCAAUCCAGAGCAAAUGCAAUGUCCCCUUCAAUCCUGUGGAGUUUCACUAUGAGAACACCCGGGCCCAGUUCUUUGUGGAGGAUGCCAGCACAGCGUCCGCCAUCAAGGCCGUGAACCACAAGAUUCUGGACCGAGAAAACAGAAGGAUAUCAGUCAUAAUCAACCCAUCCGCUCCUCCCCAGUGGGUGCAGAAUGAUCUCAAGCCUGAGCAGGUGGAGCAGCUCAAGUUUGUCAUGAGCAAGCGCUAUGAUGGUUCCCAGCAGGCCCUGGACCUGAAGGGCCUGCGCACAGACCCAGACUUGGUUGCCCAGAACAUCGACGUCAUCCUAAAUAGAAGAAACUGCAUGUCUGCUGCCCUCCGGAUCAUCGAGGAAAACAUCCCCGAGCUGCUGUCGUUGAAUCUGAGCAACAACCGGCUGUACCGGCUGGACGAUUUUUCAGAGAUUGUGCAGAAGGCGCCAAAUCUCAAGAUCCUGAACCUUUCUGGGAAUGAGCUGAAGACUGAGCGAGAGCUGGACAAGGUGAAGAGGCUGAAGCUGGACGAGCUGUGGCUCGUAGGGAACCCGCUCUGUGACGCUUUCCGGGACCAGUCCUCCUACAUUAGCGCCAUCCGGGAACACUUCCCCAAGCUGCUGCGGCUGAAUCCAGAGUUCAGACCCUCACUCUUGCCUUGCCUCCCCCAGGACGGCCAUGAGUUGCCCCCCCCAAUUGCCUUUGACGUGGAAGCUCCCACUACUCUCCCACCCUGCAAGGGCAGCUACUUUGGAUCAGAAAACCUGAAGGCCAUGGUCCUGUACUUCCUGCAGCAGUAUUACUCUGUGUAUGACUCUGGGGACAGGCAGGGGCUGCUGGACGCCUACCACGACCAGGCUUGCUGCUCCCUCAGCAUCCCCUUCACCAGCCAGAACCCCUCUCGGGGCAACAUGAGCGAGUACUUCAAAGACAGUAGGAACGUGAAGAAGCUCAAGGACCCCACGCUGCGGUUCCGGCUCCUAAAACACACGCGCCUCAAUGUCGUGGCCUUCCUCAACGAGCUUCCCAAGACCCUGCAUGACGUGAACUCCUUCGUGGUGGACAUCUGCGCCCAGACGGAAACGCUGCUGUGCUUUGCUGUGCACGGGGUCUUUAAGGAAGUGGACGGGAAAUCUCGUGACUCUGUGCGAGCGUUCUCCCGGGUGUUCAUCGCUGUCCCCUCGAACAAUGCUGCCAGGCUCUGUAUCGUGAACGAUAAGCUCUUCAUCCGCAACGCCACCACCGAUGAAAUCCGCCGAGCCUUCGCCAUGCCGGCCCCCACCCCCUCCUCCAGCCCCGUGCCCACUCUCUCCCCAGAACAGCAAGAGAUGUUACAAACCUUCUCGACUCAGUCUGGCAUGAACCUGGAAUGGUCACAGAAGUGCCUUCAGGACAACGACUGGGACUUCGCUAGAGCGGCGCAGGUCUUCACGCAGCUCAAGGCUGGCGGCAAGAUCCCCGAGGUGGCCUUCCUCAAGUGACUCCCGCGCUCCCCGCCCCUCUCCCUUGCUUCCUCCUCCUCUGGCCUGGGGCCAGCGUUAGACUGUGAACAAGGGCUGAGAAAGUCCUGGUCUCCCUUGUCCGGGAAGUCUCCACCUUGACCGCGCCGGGGCCGCCGGCGCCAUCGCCCUCUCGGAAGCCAAAGCUUUGUAGGACUGACACUUAACUGUCACCGGCUGGGAUGCCGAGUUCUCGCCAUUUGGGAUCCUUGUUCUUUGUUCUCCUUUUUAUGAUAAAGAGUGAAGUUUUAUUUUGUGUUGUCUGUAGCCAGAAGUGUUACUUAUUCCUGUUCCUGGAGCCCCCCGUUGAUGCCUGCUGCUGUGGGGGAGCCAGCUCACCUGUCUGUCUCCUGGUCCCGGCUGGGCCAGCCCAGCCCCACGAGUGUUCCUGUGGUCUAGCUUAUUCUGUUCUCAGCUGUUCUUUUCUUUCCCUCAUCUCGCUUGCCCCUAUUCCUGUGUCACUGCUAGGUCUCCCCUUUUUAAUUCUCCAGUUUGUUUGUCAAUAAAUAUUGAUAAGAGCUACAAAA